AUGACGUCUAUAGUCAUUACGCUCUCUCUGUACGCCACGAUCGGCAUUGUCGCAUCUGCAUCUCGGCAACUCUGGGCUUUUUCCCACGACAGAGCCGUUCCGGGCCGGGAGCACCUCCAGCGUGUCAAUUCCAACCCCGCAAUCCCCGCGCUCGCCGUCUUCUCGACCACGGCACCGGCCUGUGUUCUCGCCCUCAUCGUGCUCGGCUCUUCCACGGCUUUCAACGACAUCGUCUCGCUCUCCGUCGUCGGCCUUUUCGGCUCCUACUUCCUCGUCGCCGUGCUUCUUCUCUGGCGCCGGCUACGCGGCGACAUCAAGCUCGCCCCCAGCUCAGGAGACGGACUCGACAAUGUCCCUGGCAAGGAACUCACGUGGGGCCCUUGGCGUGUUCCUGGUGUUCUUGAUAUAAUGACGAACAGCUUCGCUACCGUCUAUCUCAUCAUCAUCUUUUUCUUUAGCCUGUGGCCGCCCGUGAACCAUCCAACGGCUGCGACGAUGAAUUACAGCAGCCUCAUGUUCGGGGUGCACGCACCUCCCAACUUCUCCGACGUCCGCCGCGGCCACCGAAGGCAUCACGCUACCAUCUCCGCGUGCCGUACCCCGCAGACCCCCGUUGCCGUCUCCAAACGUCUCGCCCGGGGCUCCGGCGUUCGGUCCUUCCAAACGUCCCGCGCAAUCCCCGUGACAAAUCCGUACCCCCGCCCAAGACGGGGCCCGGACGUCGCGACGCCAGGGCCGCCCGCCGGACCAACGUCUAGCGGCGACUUCCUGAUCCGCGGGAUGACGGACGGACCGGGGCAUCCCACGAGCUGGCAGACUCUGCUCGAGCCGGGCGGGCGGGUGGAUGGAUGGAUGGAUGGAUGGAUGGGGGUGUGGCACGGCUGUGCUCGGGUGGGGUUCGCGGACGGAGAGGGUCUGCGGAGGAGAGGGGAAGGGGACGAAGAUUGUGCGGGGAGGGGGUGUGUUGGCUGGGGCGGGAUCUGGAUUGCCGGGUUGAAUGCGCGGGAAUACCUGGUGGGCGGUUGA
This is a messenger RNA of Letharia columbiana, 1026 nucleotides long. RefSeq lists its product as uncharacterized. NCBI's taxonomy places the organism in Eukaryota, Fungi, Ascomycota, Lecanoromycetes, Lecanorales, Parmeliaceae. Bases 1 to 1026 code for a protein of 341 amino acids. The transcript is spliced from 2 exons. The record is from RefSeq and is a predicted model, not a curated record. Gene Ontology annotation, molecular function: transmembrane transporter activity. Gene Ontology annotation, cellular component: membrane. Gene Ontology annotation, biological process: transmembrane transport.